Messenger RNA from Dictyostelium purpureum, 423 nucleotides. RefSeq lists its product as uncharacterized. The transcript has 2 exons. The record is from RefSeq and is a predicted model, not a curated record. The coding region runs from base 1 to 423 and encodes 140 amino acids. Gene Ontology annotation, molecular function: carbon-sulfur lyase activity. Lineage: Eukaryota; Evosea; Eumycetozoa; Dictyosteliales; Dictyosteliaceae.
AUGGAUAGCAAUAUAAUUACUGGUUCUUGUCAUUGUGGAAAUGUUAAAUUCAGAGGAGAAAUAGAAAAAAAUUUAAGGAAUUCGAUAACUGAAAAAUGUAAUUGUUCUAUUUGUUUUAAAACAAGGUUAUGGUAUAUUAAAGUAAAUGAAAAAAAUUUAGAAGUUAAUAAGGGGAAGGAUAAUAUGGAAAUAUAUGAAUUUGGUCAGAAGGACAAUACAUACUAUUUUUGCAAAAAUUGUCAUAUAGAACUAUUCGGACUAUACAAACCAAAAAACAAACCUAAUGUCAAUGCAUUUUACGUUGUCAGUGUUGCAACCAUUGACGGUUUAUCACCUAAAGAUUUAUCAGAAUUAAAGGUAAUUUAUUUAGAUGGUUUAAAUGAUAAUUUAGAAUCUAAACCAGAAUAUACACACUAUUUAUAA